AUGGCGUCUGUCAUUCAUUACAAGUUCAAAAAUGAGCUGCAAUCUUCAACUGUGACCUUUGAUGGUGCUCGCAUGUUGUAUGAGACGCUGAAGCGAGAUGUGUUCUUGCGCCACUACGGUCGUUCCACAGAUACAGACAUUGACCUCAUCGACGAGCACAGCGGCCAAGUGUAUGGGCCUGGUGACCACAUUUACAAGAACGCACACAUUGUCAUCAGCGCCAAGCCGCUGAAACCAGGCCAAGCCCCCGUCUUCGAAGACCCAUCGUGA
Salpingoeca rosetta is the source of this 270-nucleotide messenger RNA. RefSeq lists its product as uncharacterized. Lineage: Eukaryota; Choanoflagellata; Craspedida; Salpingoecidae. The coding region runs from base 1 to 270 and encodes 89 amino acids. The record is from RefSeq and is a predicted model, not a curated record. Gene Ontology annotation, molecular function: zinc ion binding. The transcript is spliced from 2 exons.